Messenger RNA from Carassius gibelio (silver crucian carp), 1678 nucleotides. RefSeq names its product adenosine receptor A2b-like. Gene Ontology annotation, biological process: G protein-coupled receptor signaling pathway. The transcript has 2 exons. The record is from RefSeq and is a predicted model, not a curated record. The coding region runs from base 1 to 915 and encodes 304 amino acids. Gene Ontology annotation, cellular component: membrane. Gene Ontology annotation, molecular function: G protein-coupled receptor activity. Lineage: Eukaryota; Metazoa; Chordata; Actinopteri; Cypriniformes; Cyprinidae.
AUGAAUAUUUCUGAGAGCAGUGGGAUCGGCACAGUUCUGCCUCUAACUAGUUUCGAGAACGUGCUCGUGUUUCUCUUCAAUAUAAUUCUCGCCACAGCCAUUAUUUUUAUUAACGUCUCCCUGUUCGUAUCCAUCGUGAUGAACAGAUCACUGCGCAGCGAGAACCGCUUCAUGUACAUGCUCAGCACGUGUCUCAGUGACAUCUGCACUGGCGUCUCGUAUUAUUAUGCUGGAGUUAUGGAUGUACGCGAUAAUUUUGAUUCUCCGACUCGCACUUUCUUAAUCGUUCCCACUUUUCUGGGUCUGUCCUAUAUGGCGAUUCUGGCCGCGCAAGCGGACCGCUACCACGCGGUCUCCGCGCCUUUCAAAUACUCGCAGCGCAUGACGCGCAACAAAACCCUGCUGGUGAUUCUGGCCUACUGGGUUUAUGCAUUUAUUUUAGUGGCUGUUUAUAAUUUGGUGACUACGGGGGUCGCUGAGGCGGUGACGGGCUUGGGUACUUUUGUGGCAAACAUUUUUAGUAUUAUUAUCAUGAUUGGCUUGAACUUCAGGCUGUUUUUCAUCGCCAAAUUUCAGCUAGAACGCGAACCCCCGAGCGAGGAACGCGACAACAAGCGCGCGUCCGUUUAUCUCAUCAUAAUAGUAGCCGCGUGUUUUCUGAUCGCAUGGCUGCCGUGGUUUCUUCUUAUGAAUGUUUGUACUUUUAGAGGAGAUUCGUGUUAUCCGUUUAGAAAUGACGGCACAGACCCACUGCGUAUCUUGCCGCGUCUCAAUGCAGUCACCACACCUUUACUGUACAUCAGAGGCUGUACUCCACUCAGGAGCACCGUUAUGAUUCAUGUCUGGAGAAUACCAUGCUGCAAGAGGAAAGGGGUGAAGCCACAGAAUAUGGAGCAGACUGUAGAAAAGAUGUAGUGGGAUCUUCAGGAUGUGAGAAUCUUUAAAUGAUAGAACUUUAUAGAGACUUUAAGAAUACACUGGCCAAAAGAAAAACGAGGGGAAAAAAAGUUCCAUUUGAAUUUAAAUAAGUAAAUGCUUAUGAGAUCAUGACUGGAUCAUUAUUGCAGUGAUUAAUGUUUCUAGCAUGUGGUUGACAACAAUAAUUUGCACCUUUUUAUUUCCUAAACAACCAUGUUGAAAGAUGUAUUUCAUGGCCAAAUUUUAGGAUGAUGAUGAUGUCAGGAUUCAGUAGGUACAAACUGUAAAAUAUGGUUCAGGUAACAUAAGAAAUCCUUUUCACACAUAAAUUGGCCACCACAGAGUCCAGAGAUCCACUGAAAGUCUUUGGAUGUACUGGAGUCAACUUUACGGAGUGGUUUGAUUGUCCCAUUGUCAAUUCAAGAUCUUUGUCAAAAAUUAAUGCAACUUUUAAAGGAAAAAUAUUUUGUGACAUUGCAUAAUAUUUUUUGAAACAGUGCCAUGAUAACAAAAUACUGCAACAAAAUAUUACAGCAUGCAACAACUUAUUUAUUUAUUUAUUUUGGCCAGUGUAUAUUAAAAUAUUCAGUAAACAUCUGUGAAUGUAAAACACAAGUUAAAGCUGACUCUAUGAGCAGUUUCAUGUCCCUGUCCCUUUUUUUCCACUUGAUAUAUCUGUUGUAUCUUGAAAUAGCAUUUAAUAGAGCAAAUGUACUACUGCUUAUGCGUCUUAAUUUUACCUUCUUAGGAAGUAACUUGU